Molecule: messenger RNA, 1264 nt
Organism: Sphaeroforma arctica JP610
Lineage: Eukaryota; Ichthyosporea; Ichthyophonida
Source: the annotation of a RefSeq genome assembly
AUGGUGGUGCGUAUGGGCUCGCAGAUGGUCUCCGACGGUGUACGUCUUCUCGCUGGUAAGAAAGACUUAUUCAGCGAAAACGAGAUGUCUUCCGAAAACACCCCCACCGCAGACCCCCCCACCCCUUCCCCCUGGUUGCCCAUAGAGUUUGACCGGGCGUGUGACAAGCAGCCGGUGGUGUUCGCCCAGGUGCAAACGUACGACUAUGCCGAGGCCAGCAUCCUACACAGUCGCGUAGCCAACGUGACCAAACAGGGCUUUACAGCGGUCCUAGAGAGCUCAUACCCAACCCAGCCCAUACUCACACACCCCGACUACGAAACAGUCGCCUGGCUGAGUAUGUGCAACACCAACCCCACAGCCCACCCACACGUCCACUCCGUCACGGAAGACCAUGUGCCCUGGCACAUGCACACCAUCGCGGUCGGCGGGACAACCGGGGGCGACCUGGCGCACCCGUUGGGCGAGGACCAGGACAGGGCAGAAUCGGCCCCGUUGGUUUUCGGACAGUUGCAAGACAUGCCGCAUGCGGGGUCGGCAGCGCUGCGCUGGGGUGUGGGGGCGAAAGUGGGCUUGGGCAGUAACAACACGAACACGGACACGGCUGAGCAGACGGAUGACAUACACAUACACGUGGACGAUCUGGGCAUUGGCAUGGUAGGUAAAGGGAGUGCAUAUGCGGGGGAUGUGUACAGGACAGCUGUUUUGGUGUUCAGUGCAACUGUGGUGGCGGACGGCCGGGCCAAGACGUGCCCUGCCCCGAAGGAAGAGGACAGGCCAACUGGCCUGUCCACGGAAUGCACGCCUGUGGGUGAGGAGCCGUUCUACUCGGGGACUAGUUGCUUCCACAUAUGUGGCAAUCGAGGCGUGGUAAAGGGCCCCAAGUCCCGCCUGUGCACCUUUGACGGCAAAUGGGACCAGCCGCUACCCACCUGCUCGUACAGCUGCGGGUCUGUGGCCGACAUAGACCACGCCCUAGUCACAUGCCCCGCAGACAUCGACGCCAACAUCGACACGCAGUGCUCAGUCGAGUGCGUUAGUGAUGCGUAUGAGCUGCUUGGUGAGGAUUAUAUCAAGUGUACGGCCAGUGGAUGGUCCAGGGCCCCUGUCUGCAGACCCUAUGAACGGGAGACCAUACAGUUUGGGCGGGCGGAGGAGGUCACGGGAGAGUGGCAGACGGUGGAGACAGACCAGAUCAGCGACCCCAUUGUGAUUGCUAUGCCACCGACCACCAGAGAAAGCGAUCCGUGUAUCACAGAAGUAA